AGGCUCUUCUUGCCACCGCCCCCAACUACCACCGCGCCGACAGACAGACAGAGGAAGGGAGGCGGGGGGGGGGGUGGUGUCGCGGGGGGGGGGGGGGGGGCGGGGGGGGGGGGGCUUAAAUCGAUGUUACCAUGAACUCUCGAGAGUAUCGGGCGUUUAGUAACGGAAAGCGCUGAUAUUGCCAAUUCUACUUUGCAACGUUUCAAUUUACUACAAGAAUUACUCGCUGAAAUCAUUGAGUUGAGUGAAAACACGCAAGGAGCUAACGAAGCCACAAUUUAUGACAUGGAAGCUAAGAAACAUUAAUUGAUUCUUGAUCAAGAACGUCUUUAGAACAAUCUCAAUACUAUUCAGCAUCAAUGAAAUGCAUUGAAAACAGCUUUAGAAAAUGUCAGGAAAAAGUAUGCUGUAGUCAUGCAGCUUGUUACAGAUUCAUCAAUACCUACAAUCAUUGGUGGCCAAUCAAAUCCUCUCACUGAUAUCCUUACGCUCCCCAUCGGUGUUGUAUUUGAUCCAGUUGGCAUCAUCGGCUGUAUUUUGGGUGGUUGCAAAAACCCGAAGCCAGUUAUAGAUAAUAACAAAUUUGAGAAUACCAUAAAAAUCGCCGAACAAGCUCAACAAGAUCUAGAAAAAGUAGAACAACUUCACAAUGCACAUUUAUUGGUCGAUCCGAUUGAUCGAGAAUUCUUCACUGAAAUGUUGAUACCGGCCGCAACAACGAUUGAAAGUGGCGCUCAUUUGUUAUUCACUAUGGCUAAAGCUUAUACUACGCAGUUUCUAGUGAACAUAUGAUUGAUCAAAUAGCAGGCAUUAGUCAAUUGUUAACUUUACAAACAGAUGAAGCACGAAAAGCUCAUCUCCAACAAGCAUCCAACAAGACAAUCGCAGCAUUAUUGAAGAUUACACAAAUGGCACAAGAACGGCAUAGUAUCUAUCUUGGAAAGACACGUAAUCGACAGGCAGAAUAUACUGCUUAUAUGGCUAGUUUAGUCGCUUCUGGACUAUCACAAACAGUAGGUUGA
This is a messenger RNA of Rotaria sp. Silwood2, 1022 nucleotides long. The record is from the annotation of a GenBank genome assembly. NCBI's taxonomy places the organism in Eukaryota, Metazoa, Rotifera, Eurotatoria, Philodinida, Philodinidae.